UCUGUGCGCUUUGUUCCGCAUGUCGAGUUCUCCUCGAGACUCUCCCUCAACUUUGAACCCAUCGAGCGCAGAGUCUCCGACAAGACUUGCAUCAAGAUUGGCCGCUACAACGACAAGGCCCUCCACAAGGCGCCCAUCUCCUUCAAGUCCAAAGUGGUGUCGCGGCAGCAUGCAGAAGUCUGGUGUGAAGCAGGAACGUGGUACAUCCGCGACACCAAGUCAUCGAGCGGUACAUUUUUGAACCAUAUCCGCCUCUCACCACCGGGACAAGAGAGCAAGCCUGCUGUUCUGGUCGAUGGCGACUGUGUCCAGUUCGGUAUCGACUUCCGCGGCGGUACAGAGGAAGUCUAUCGCUGUGUCCGUACGCGUGUUGAGAUCAACCGCAUCUUUGAGCAAGUCAAUGCCAAGUUUAAUCGUGCUGCAGAAAAGACGCUCAAGUCACUGACGAGGGGUGCUUUGUCAUCGUCUGGACCGCCCUCCUCGAGCCAGUCUGCUGGUAUGGCAAAGCCACGGCUGUCGAUGGAUGAUGGUGCAAGCACAUACUCCUCUGAAUGCUGCAUCUGCCUCUUCAACAUCGCACCCAGCCAGGCCUUGUUUGUUGCACCCUGCAGCCAUGCCUACCACUUCAAGUGCAUACGGCCCUUAAUCCUACAAAACUACCCAAACUUCCUGUGCUGCGUCUGUCGCAAGUACGCUGAUCUCGAAGCCAAUGUUGAGGUCGAGUCAGAG
This is a messenger RNA of Protomyces lactucae-debilis, 729 nucleotides long. Its product is annotated as SMAD/FHA domain-containing protein. Gene Ontology annotation, cellular component: cell division site; ubiquitin ligase complex; mitotic spindle pole body. The transcript has a single exon. Gene Ontology annotation, biological process: negative regulation of septation initiation signaling; ubiquitin-dependent protein catabolic process; protein ubiquitination. Gene Ontology annotation, molecular function: protein binding; ubiquitin protein ligase activity. The annotation marks the transcript as partial. The record is from RefSeq and is a predicted model, not a curated record. NCBI's taxonomy places the organism in Eukaryota, Fungi, Ascomycota, Taphrinomycetes, Taphrinales, Protomycetaceae.